Messenger RNA from Dendrobium catenatum, 1021 nucleotides. Its product is annotated as protein YIPF5 homolog. The coding region runs from base 147 to 914 and encodes 255 amino acids. The record is from RefSeq and is a predicted model, not a curated record. Gene Ontology annotation, biological process: endoplasmic reticulum to Golgi vesicle-mediated transport; vesicle fusion with Golgi apparatus. Gene Ontology annotation, cellular component: membrane; trans-Golgi network. Lineage: Eukaryota; Viridiplantae; Streptophyta; Magnoliopsida; Asparagales; Orchidaceae. The transcript has a single exon.
GGACGCGGUACUUCCUACGGAUCUCAUUGGGCUUCAGCUUCCGCCCGCGCCUCUCUUCUCCGACCUCGAUACCUUACACAAACCCUAUAAUUCUGAAGCGAACCUCUUCAACCCUUAGAUAGAUCGCAGAUUCCCUCUCCCUUCCGAUGGCGAGAGAAUUUAACGUACCUCCGGUGAUUUUCCCAUCCGGCGGGAUCGCCAACGUCCCCCAUCAGCGUCGGACUUCGGCAUCGGCCCCGACACCGUCUUUUCAGCCCCCACGGCCUUCAUCAAAUCCCGGCCCGAGCCCUAACCUUCCCUUCAUGUCCUUCGACUUCGGUGCUGCCCAACCCUCCUCCUCCUUCUCCGCCGCCCCCGUCUUUUCAAGCAAUACGAUCUCUUACAGCAGCUUCGAUGAAGAGCCUCCUCUUCUAGAGGAGCUCGGCAUCAACACCCGCCAGAUUUGGAGGAAGACUGUUUCGAUUCUCAACCCCUUCCGAGUGAGCGCCAAUCUUCACGAAGACGCUGAUCUCUCCGGCCCCUUUCUCUUCCUAAUGGCUUUUGGUCUUUUCCAAUUGCUCGCUGGGAAAUUUCAUUUUGGGAUCAUUUUGGGUUGGGUUACUGUUGCUGCGCUCUUUAUUUACGUAGUGUUUAACAUGCUGGCCGGGAGGAAUGGGAACUUGGAUCUCUACCGUUGUUUGAGCCUGGUGGGAUACUGCAUACUUCCGAUGGUUAUCUUCUCGGCGAUUUCUCUAUUCGUGCCUCGUGACGGAUUUGUGAUCUUUGCAAUGGGGGCCGUGUUUGUGCUGUGGUCGACUAGGGUUUGCACGCUUCUUCUAGUCGAGGUGGCUUCAUGUGGCGUGGAGCACCGUGGACUUAUAGCAUAUGCUUGCUGGCUUGUUUACAUGCUCUUUUCGCUGCUUGUCAUAUUUUGAUAUGCGGUGAGAUUUUGGUCUCUUUGUUUUCUUUUCUUUUCGCAGCUUGUAAUUGUGGAUAUCAAUUUCUAACUUUCAUGUCUGAUCUAAAUGGGCAUCAUAUGCCA